Mollisia scopiformis is the source of this 2364-nucleotide messenger RNA. RefSeq names its product subtilisin-like protein. Lineage: Eukaryota; Fungi; Ascomycota; Leotiomycetes; Helotiales; Mollisiaceae. The transcript has 5 exons. The coding region runs from base 225 to 2156 and encodes 643 amino acids. Gene Ontology annotation, biological process: proteolysis. Gene Ontology annotation, molecular function: tripeptidyl-peptidase activity; serine-type endopeptidase activity. The record is from RefSeq and is a predicted model, not a curated record.
GCAAGAAAGCUGCGGAGGAUUCUUAUCGAGAAUAAGAUUCUGGCAAGGAACAUGGCAUGGACUGACCUCAGUCUCCAUCACAGCAAGUUCUUUGUCAACGACCCAGUGGGCCAAGCGGCCUGUGCAUGGAUCGUGCGCUACAGCUCCAGUUGUUAUAAAAUGCAUGCCUCUCUCCGUUUCUAAUUUUGUUUCUGUACUGUAGACCUCUCCAUUCAUACUGCAUCAUGAAGUUCUCUACUCUUGCUGUUCUCAGCGGGCUUGCGGCCUCGACCUUUGCCACCCCUACCCCUCCAACUCAUGUUGUACAUGAGAAGCGAGAACAUCAACUCAACAAGUGGUCACGACGAAGUGUCAAGCUCAAUCGUGAUGCCGUUAUUCCCAUGUCAAUCGGGUUGACACAGUCAAAUCUUGACCAAGGUUAUGAAUUCUUGAUGGAUGUCUCUCACCCUGAGAGUCAAAACUAUGGAAAGCAUUGGUCUAUGCAAAAGAUCAAAGAGACUUUUGCUCCCUCACCUGCUACCAUUGAAGCUGUGAAGUCAUGGCUCAUUGAGAGUGGAAUCGAGCAAGAAAGACACAAACUCUCAAAUAGUUUAAGUUGGAUAAGAUUCAACGUCACUGUUGAAGAAGCAGAGUCACUACUCAAGACCGAAUACAGCAUCUACGAAAACACCAAUACCGGCAAGGAGCAUCUCGCUUGUGAAGAUUACAGUGUUCCGGCUCACAUCCAAGAGCAUAUUGACUUCAUCACUCCCACCAUUCACUUCGAUGCUACCGUCAAGAAGGAGAAGAAGACGAGGGACUUGCAAACUCGUGCCAUGAAAGUCAAGCCAACAAAACUUAUUAUGCCAGGACCUGAUACAGUCCCUCAACCAGAAGUCAAGUACACGCUAGCAAACUGCUAUGAGUACAUCACUCCAGACUGUCUUAGAGCUUUGUACAACUUCACAAACGGCACUCUCGCACAAUCUUCGUACGGAAUUGUUGAGUACACGCCUCAAGCGUAUCUGCAAAGUGAUUUGAACCUGUUCUAUUCCAACUUGCAACGCCAGAUUGCUUCUGGCACUGCUCCAACGAUAGACUUGAUUGACGGUGCCACUGUUCAAACCUCCACCCAGAGCUUCGAUGACAAUGGAGAGUCUGAUCUUGAUUUGCAAUAUGCUAUUGCUCUGGUCUAUCCUCAGAAAGUCACGUUAUAUCAGACAGGUGAUGCUGUAGAAGGAGCUUCGUUCAACAACCUUCUUGAUGCACUUGAUGCUUCCUACUGCACCUCAGGUGGUGGAGACAAUCCAACCUACGAUGCGAUCUAUCCCGACACUGCAUCCGGUGGGUACAAGGGUGCCGAGAACUGUGGCACCAUCACCCCAGCCUCAGUCAUCUCUACAUCCUACGGCUACAACGAAGCCGAUCUCCCAGCUGCCUACGAGGUCCGUCAAUGCAACGAGUACAUGAAGCUCGGUCUUGCAGGCACCUCAGUCCUCUACUCCUCUGGUGACUACGGCGUAGCAGGAAAUGGUGGCGAAUGCUGCACAGCCGCUAAAUGCGUAGGAGGAACGUACAACUCUGGCUCCUCAGGGACAUUCAACCCUGCCUUCCCGGCAACUUGCCCCUACAUCACCUCAGUAGGCGCCACUCAAGUUAAACCCAACACAGCCGUCACAGCCACCAAUCCCGAAGAGGCUUGCGAGACUGUCAUCUAUUCCGGUGGUGGCUUCAGCAACGUCUUUGCCAUCCCAAGUUACCAAGCUUCUGCCGUAGCGACUUAUUUCUCAGCCCAUAAACCAACAUACACUGCUACACAAUACAACAAUUCUCAAACUGUCAGAGGCUACCCCGAUGUGGCGGCUAAUGGAGCGAAUUAUGUCGUCGCAGUAGACGGUUCUCUAUCCCUUGUCUACGGAACCUCUGCUUCGUCCCCAGUGUUCGGCUCUAUUAUCACACUGAUCAAUGAGCAGAGAGUAGCGGCUGGCAAGGCGGCAGUGGGAUUCUUGAAUCCUACGCUUUAUGCUAAUCCCAGUGCGUUCACGGAUAUCAUUUCAGGAGGCAAUCAGGGGUGUGGGACGAAUGGGUUUACCGCUGUGGCGGGUUGGGAUCCUGUUACUGGGUUGGGAACACCGAAUUAUCCUAAGCUGUUGGCUGUUUUCUUGGCGUUGUCUUAGAUGAUAAGUUGGAUUGAUGUGUUGGUGUCACGUGUGAGCGGGUGUUGAUUGGAACUGGAAUUUUGGGAAAUUUUCACUGUAUCUUUUUGAAAAGGAUAAUUUGAAGCUAUUUAACGCUCAAUCUGGUGGCUCUGAUUCUGUUAUUACCUUUAUCCGAAGGAUAAAGAGCCUCACCCGAAGAGUUCUAACGAGGAAUUUCAACCCGCAA